CACGCGUUUCCUUGCGUGCGCAGCACAUCAAUUUGGUUGCUGCUUAAAUCAUGUGUACUCGCAGUUUGAUCCAGAAUCAAUCGUAAGAGCAGUGCUAGGGGCACUCGCUUUCUGCACUUCCGGCCAACACUUCCCCUUUCAUUGGGCCACGUAACCUUCUUUAAAGCUCUCAGCGCAACCUCUCGGAAACCAAAACAACGUGGCCCAAUAAAAGAGAAAGUGUUGGCUGGAGAGUGCAGGAGGCGAGUGCCCCUAGCAUUGCUCUCAAUCGUAAACACAACCACUAAUAAAGUCACAAGUUCUCAGCGAAGCCACCAACACCACCACUUCUAUCCUUGAGACCGCUACCUCCGCCAUCCAAGGCUUCGGUUCCGUCAACAAAAUCCACCAACAUCUCUGCGCGUAUUAACUAACCCACCAAUUAUUUAUUUAUUUCCCCAUUUUGUAAUUUAAUCCUUUUGGUAAUUAAAAGGAAUAUUCAUCUGGAAUUGCAUAUGUAUGUAGAUUCCAUUUCUACAGUAACGACAUGACCCGUCAAGUAGAGGCACACCACUUCUGUGCCCAUCAGAACAAAGAGAUGCAGCAGUGCUUGAUCUACGACAGCCCCAAAAAGGACGCCCGUCUCAUAGGGGUGGAGUACCUGAUCUCGGAGAACCUGUUCCUGACGCUACCAGACGAGGAGAAGCCACUGUGGCACUUCCACGAGUACGAGGUUAAGAGCGAGGUGGACAAGGGCGAUGAUUUGCCUCUGGGCCUGCCUCAGCUCAUGAUGGCCGUCACCAGAGACGGUCAGCUCUACGAUGAACUCGCCAAGAAUGCGGAGAAGCAGUUGAGGAUAUCUUUGGCUGAGGAGAGAGAGGAGCGAGAAUACAUGAAGGGGCCGACGCAUGGGAUUCAUCUGUUGGCUAGCGGUGGUGGGAAGGGGCUUAAAACGGAGCUGAGGGAGACGGAGUGCAAGCCUGCUGAUUCUGCUCCUAGAGUCUUUGUUUAGAAAGUGAAUCUCGAUGGAGUACUACAAUAGUUCUCAUCAAGUUCAAGGGCAUUGCUUUUUAACAAGAAACAGUGUUGUAGUUGUAGAGCUAUUUCUCUAAUAUUAUAUCUACCGUUAGCUAUAUGAUUUAGUGGUAGUUAUUUGGACUCUUAGUUACAUAAAUAGUUAUAUAAAUAAAAUAUUUAAUUUAAA
Rubroshorea leprosula is the source of this 1183-nucleotide messenger RNA. The record is from the annotation of a GenBank genome assembly. Lineage: Eukaryota; Viridiplantae; Streptophyta; Magnoliopsida; Malvales; Dipterocarpaceae.